UCUCAAUCCUCCACUGAGAGAAAAUGUCCAUCCAAGUUGAACAUCCUGCUGGUGGUUACAAGAAACUGUUCGAAACUGUGGAAGAACUGUCCUCACCGCUCACAGCUCAUGUUACAGGAAGUAUCCCCCUCUGGCUCACUGGCAGUCUCCUUCGAUGUGGGCCAGGACUCUUUGAAGUUGGAUCUGAACCAUUUUACCACCUGUUCGAUGGGCAAGCCCUCCUGCACAAGUUUGACUUUAAAGAAGGACACGUCACGUAUCAUAGAAGGUUCAUCCGCACUGAUGCUUAUGUACGGGCAAUGACUGAGAAAAGGAUCGUCAUAACGGAAUUUGGCACGUGUGCUUUCCCAGAUCCCUGCAAGAAUAUAUUUUCCAGGUUUUUUUCUUACUUUCGAGGAGUAGAGGUCACUGACAAUGCCCUUGUUAACAUCUACCCAGUAGGGGAAGAUUACUAUGCCUGCACAGAAACCAACUUCAUUACAAAGAUUAAUCCUGAGACCUUGGAGACAAUUAAGCAGGUUGAUCUUUGCAACUAUGUCUCCGUCAAUGGAGCCACUGCUCACCCCCAUAUUGAAAGUGAUGGAACUGUUUACAACAUUGGUAAUUGCUUUGGGAAAAAUUUUUCCAUUGCCUACAAUAUUGUAAAGAUCCCUCCACUACAAGCAGACAAGGAAGAUCCAAUAAGCAAGUCAGAGGUCGUUGUACAAUUCCCCUGCAGUGACCGAUUCAAGCCAUCUUACGUCCAUAGUUUUGGUUUGACUCCCAACUAUAUUGUUUUUGUGGAGACGCCAGUCAAAAUUAACCUAUUCAAGUUCCUUUCUUCAUGGAGUCUUUGGGGAGCCAACUACAUGGAUUGUUUUGAGUCCAAUGAAACCAUGGGGGUUUGGCUUCAUAUUGCUGACAAGAAGAGAAGAAAGUAUCUCAAUAAUAAAUACAGGACCUCUUCUUUUAAUCUCUUCCAUCACAUCAAUACUUAUGAAGACAGUGAGUUUCUGAUUGUGGAUCUCUGCUGCUGGAAAGGAUUUGAAUUUGUUUAUAAUUACUUAUAUUUAGCCAAUUUACGUGAGAACUGGGAAGAAGUGAAAAAAAAUGCCAGAAAGGCUCCCCAGCCUGAAGUUAGGAGAUAUGUACUUCCCCUGAAUAUUGACAAGGCUGACACAGGCAAGAAUUUAGUCACACUCCCCAACACAACUGCCACUGCAAUUCUGUGCAGUGACGAGACUAUCUGGCUGGAACCCGAGGUUCUCUUUUCAGGGCCUCGCCAAGCAUUUGAGUUUCCUCAAAUCAAUUACCAGAAGUAUGGUGGGAAACCUUACACAUACGCAUAUGGACUUGGCCUGAAUCACUUUGUUCCAGACAGGCUCUGUAAGCUGAAUGUUAAAACUAAAGAAACUUGGGUAUGGCAAGAGCCUGAUUCAUACCCAUCAGAACCCAUCUUUGUUUCUCACCCAGAUGCCUUGGAGGAAGAUGAUGGUGUAGUUCUGAGUGUUGUGGUGAGCCCUGGGGCAGGACAAAAGCCUGCUUAUCUUCUGAUUCUGAAUGCCAAGGACUUGAGUGAAGUUGCCAGGGCUGAAGUGGAGAUUAACAUCCCUGUUACCUUUCAUGGUCUGUUCAAAAAAUCCUGACCACAUUCUAGCAAAUUAUAUUUCUAUUGACAGAACUAAGAAAAACAGGUCUGCAAUCAAAUUCUAUUCAAUUUUAGCCUGCUGUAUUAUAUGGUUUUAACUUGCAGAUGCACACAAUCUUGCAAUAUUUUACAGAAAGCACAAAGUUGAGCAAGCAAUUCCUUUACCAAAAAAAAAAAAAAAAACUACAUUAUUUAGAUAAUCAUGCUUUC
Messenger RNA from Hyaena hyaena (striped hyena), 1837 nucleotides. It is a transcript of the gene RPE65, whose product is annotated as retinoid isomerohydrolase RPE65. Gene Ontology annotation, biological process: retinal metabolic process; zeaxanthin biosynthetic process. Gene Ontology annotation, molecular function: all-trans-retinyl-ester hydrolase, 11-cis retinol forming activity; beta-carotene 15,15'-dioxygenase activity; retinol isomerase activity. The record is from RefSeq and is a predicted model, not a curated record. Bases 24 to 1625 code for a protein of 533 amino acids. Lineage: Eukaryota; Metazoa; Chordata; Mammalia; Carnivora; Hyaenidae. The transcript is spliced from 14 exons.